UGAAAAUACAAAAUGUCUCCUAUUCGACGUACCUCUCCAGAGCCCUAUGACGACAUCCCGUCGUCCCCAGAACCCAAACGCAAACAAGGUGGUCGCCAUCGUCUGUUCUCCAACGAACAACGCAAGGACCGUAAUCGAUUAGCGCAGGCAGCUUUCCGAGAGCGAAGGUCUCAGUACACUAAAACGUUGGAGUGUACCAUCGAGAAACUUGAAACCAUUAUAUGUGAGCUUCAAGAUAGCAAUAGGGCUACAAGCCAGCAAUUGGAUGAUACUAAGGAAGAAUCAGACAAGCUGCGGCAACUAUUACUUACUGUGAUAACCGAGAACCAUAACUUGCGAAGGAAGAUCAAGUCAAUGAAUACCACUCAGAAGGAACAAGUUGUACAAUAUGCUUCCCGUCAACUCCCAUGUUCACCGGUAUUGUCUAUGACAGAAGAUAGCAGUGAUUCUCUUAGUGUAUCAUCGGAGAACUCGAACGCAGUGGACAACUCCUUUCUACAGUUUUUGAUGGGCUUACCAUCAUCCUCAGCAGCGUUGACAUCGGCUACGCAACCAUCACAAGGCGAGUUUCUUUCAUUUUACUUCCACAGCUGUUCUUCCUCUUUCAAAGAACAUUCGAUCCUAGUUGUGAUAUGUUGGUUUCUUUGCAGAUAUGACGCCAAGUCAAAAUACAUCCUAUCAAGAUGAACAGCCCAUAUUCUACCCUCUCUAGGCAAGUGCUUUUCAAAAAUUUUAGACACUGAUGUUUAGACACUAUGAUCCUAGUUGUUCCAUUGCCCCCCAACAGAAUCAAACCUAGCACCAUCUCGUCACCACUUGACAAAAAAAACCAAAAACUAGAAAACUGAAUGGGUGGGCAACUCUCCUCUUUUCUUUGACUAUCUUUGUUGAUCUUUACCCAAAGCCCAUUUUACGAUGAUUGGCAUGAUGGUUGGUGUUAACGAAUAGUUGUACAUAUAGUGCAACAGCAUAUGUUGUAGAUGUGAAUAUAAAUUGCAU
Messenger RNA from Umbelopsis ramanniana AG, 999 nucleotides. RefSeq lists its product as uncharacterized. The record is from RefSeq and is a predicted model, not a curated record. Lineage: Eukaryota; Fungi; Mucoromycota; Umbelopsidomycetes; Umbelopsidales; Umbelopsidaceae. Gene Ontology annotation, cellular component: RNA polymerase II transcription regulator complex. Bases 13 to 687 code for a protein of 224 amino acids. Gene Ontology annotation, molecular function: DNA-binding transcription activator activity, RNA polymerase II-specific; transcription cis-regulatory region binding. The transcript has 2 exons.